GGGUCUACUAUGGCUAAGUUUGCGUGCACCCAUUUCAACAAAUCGCCAAUGAGGUCUAUUUGAGUAAUCAGCUCUCUCGAGACUCACAAUUAUAUCACAGUUAUAUAUCACAGCUUGCGGGUAAAUAUGACAAGAUCAUAAAUGUUCCACAUGUCUAUGUGUACCCUGAUAACUUAUUAUCAUUACUCUGAGGUUAGAAGUCUUACGGAGAAGGGUAUGUUCAUAUAACCGAUAAGACUGUGGCACAAUGUCUGGCAGACGUGGCCGUUUACUGAUGUCAUUGAAGGAUAGAUUGUGCAGGAAACCCAAGCUAUACCAUCGUAACAAGUCUACCAUGAUAUCCAGCAUUUCUUCGGAAGAUAUUCCUGCGACAGAAAUGUCAAGAAUUGAUUCUACUGUCCGUCCUUUCAAUGAAGUCCCUGGGCCGAAAUGUUACCCAUUUAUUGGAACAUUACCUUACUACCUACCAGGAGGCAGAUUUCAUAAAAAAGAACAUAAUGAAGUAUCCAAAAUUUUGCGGAAAGAAUUCGGAAAUUUGUACAAAGAAACUCUCCUUGGGGGAAAAACAAUGGUUCACACAUUUGACGCGGCAGACGUGGAAACUGUUUAUCGUAACGAAGGAAAGUAUCCUGUUCGGGAAGCAUUUAUGACCUUGGGGCAUUUCAACAAGAAGUUCCAGUCGAACAGCCAAGGUUUGCUGACGUCACAAAUGGAACGGUGGCAUCACCUACGAGUCAAUGUCCAGAAGAAGAUGCUCCUACCGAAGACUGUGGCGGCUUAUAUACCGGAACAUUGUCUGGUCGCUAAUGAUUUGAUGUGUCGGAUAGCAUCAUCCAAGGAGACAGACGGCAUCAUAGAAGACCUCCGACCUCAUUUAACAAAAUAUGCUGCAGAAUGUAUUGGUGUCGUCUGCUUCAACAAGAGGCUUGGUGCAUUCCUCGAUGGCGACAAUGCACUUGAGGCAUCUAGAUUUAUUAAAGCGGUUCAGGACGUCAUGCUGGUUUCUCAUUUGGAAGUUCGACAAUUUCCGCUUUUCAAGCUCUUCAACACACCUACAUUCAAUAAAUUUAUCAAAUCACAGACUAUAAUUAAAGAAAUCGCCAUUAAAUAUUCUAAUAUCGCCUUGGAAGCGGCCCAACAGAGACUAGAGGCCGGCGACAGUGUAGACGGGGAGCAUGGAGAUCUUGUACCUUAUCUCAUGUCAAAAUCCUCUCUGAGCAAUGAAGAUGUUCUCACUGUUAUUAGCGAAUUCAUAUUUGCUGGAGUUGACACGACGAGCCACCACCUAUCAUUCCUGCUAUAUCUAUUAGGACAACAUCCUCAUAUCCAGAACAAGCUAUACGACGAGAUCCGGACACACCUACCCACCAACGAAAGCCCGAUCACCGAAAAACAUAUCCGGAAUAUGCCAUAUCUAAAAGCGGUUGCCAAGGAAACUCACAGAUUGCUCCCUGUGGCUCCUGCACAUCUGCGCCAGACUAAUGUAGACACGGUCUUGUCGGGGUACCACAUCCCAGCAGGGACAACUGUCGCAAUGCAUUCGACUUUUAUUGGUCAGGAUGCCAAGGAAUUCCCUGAACCCGACGUAUUUAAACCCGAAAGAUGGAUACGGAGCAAUACAUCGCCGAAGAAAAACCAUCCCUUUGCGAUGACUCCGUUCGGAUUUGGCCCACGUGGUUGCAUCGGCAUGCGUUUUGCUGAGCAAGAGACACAAAUUGCAGUUAUAAAGAUUUUGCAGCGUUACCGGUUAGAGUAUGUUGGUGAGCCACUCCGACUUGAGGCCAGCAUAACGUUUAAACCUGCCAACAAGAUGGCGUUCCGUUUUACAAAACGAUUGUGAUCGACACGAAAUUGGAUUAAGUUUACUGGAACUUGACGUGAUAUAUUGUGAUUGUGGUAAUGAAACGUAUCAAUGCAUGUGUAAUAUUUUACCAGUGUUUCAUUCAGAAUAAUAAUGUCGUGGUUGUCAGUAUGAUGUUAUCAGAGAGUGUCAUUCUACCGUGGGAGUUCAGUGCAAUGGUGCUAUAUUCGUUUACUGCGUCUACGUAUGACAUUAACCGUUGAGGGAACGGCAAACACAGCUCAACAAAACACAACAAAACUCAUAAAAGCAUAAUACAGAUUACUAGACGUAUUCCAUCUAUAUAAUAGAUACAGUUUACUAGACAUAUUCUAUCUAUAUAACUAAUCUAGAUUACGAAAUGUAUUCCAUCGGUAUUACUUAAAGAUUACGAGACGUAUUCCAUCUAUAUUACUAAUACAUAAUACUAGGUGCAAUCCAUUAAUAUAACUAAUACAGAUUACUAGACGUAUUCCAAACUAAUACAGAUUACUUACUGCAUUUCAUCUAUAUUAUUAAGACAGAAGACUAGACGUAUUCAAUAUAUUUAGCUAAUACAGAUUAUUAGACGUAUUCCAUCUAUAUAAUUAAUACAGAUUACUAGACGCAUUCCAUCUAUAUAAUUAAUACAGAUUGGUAGACGUAUUCCAUUUAUAUCAUUAAUACAGAUUACUAGACGUAUUCCAUCUAUAUCAUUAAUACAGAUUACUAGACGUAUUCCAUCUAUAUCAUUAAUACAGAUUAUUAGACGUAUUCCAUCAAUAUAAUUAAUACAGAUUGCUAGACGUAUUCCAUUUACAUAACUAAUACAGAUUACUAGACGUAUUCCAUUUACAUAACUAAUACAGAUUACUUAGAUACUCGGUAAGUAUUCGGUAUGCAGACACAGACGAACGUUUUAAAGGACCUUCAGGUAAAUAAUGUAACAAAACAAGAUUAUAGAAAUAAUACAAAGCGAAACCAAUAGAAACAUAACUAGGUCUAAAGUAUUGAGAUACUACUAGGUAUACCAUGUUCAGUACUGCUAGGUCUGAAAUAUCUUGGAAAUAGUACGAGGUCUAAAAUCCAAUGAAAAUACUACUAAGUAUGAAAUAUAAUGGAAAUACUACCAGGUCUAAAAUACAAUGAAAUACUACUAGGUGUAAAAUAUCAUAGACAUACUACAAGGUCUAAAAUAUCAUAGACAUACUACAAGGUCUAAAAUAUCAUAGACAUACUACAAGGUCUAAAAUAUCAUAGACAUACUACAAGGUCUAAAAUGAAACGGAAAUACUACUUGGUAUGAAAUAACUUUGAAAUAUGACUAGGCUUAAAAUACCUGGAAAUACAACUUACAUGCAUUUAAUUUUCAGAUAAAAAUUACUAUGUAAAAAUUGACAUGAAAACACACAGAGUCUUUUGUUUGAAUUCCACCGCUAUUUUUCGUGGAAUUAUCAUAAUCGUUUAGUAUGUUGAAUGCGUGGUAUCUGAAAAUCAUCGCGAGUGCUCUCCCAUUAAUCACAUAGCUUCCUCUACACGACAAUUUUUUGUUAAGAAUAUUAAAGCCACAUAAGCUUUUAAAUACGUUUAUAUUGAUAGUUAAAACUGGAAUCAAUGUAGAAAGCGUACCUUGUUUCUUUUUGUGCAGGUCUUUUGUCUGUAAGGCUCGGGAAUUGUGAUGUGUACUAAUAAGGAGUACGAAUUCACUAGGUUAUUAAAACCGUUCAGCAGAUAAUUAUGAUAUAAUCUCGCAUGUUCCUUGAUCACAUCGAUAUGUCGGUUUUUAAACGACGUUUUACAGCUUGAUUAAAACGCAAACAUUUAUACAUACAUAUACGUAGCCAACGAAUUGUAUGCCAAUAUAAUUUCGAAACCGUAAAUAUACAAAGUAUGUGCUUAAUUGUCUUGGAGGCCACUAGGGGUAUGUAGUUUUACAGUCAACAAGAGAGAGAGAGACGGUAAUUAAAAAUUAAAUAGCUCUAUAUCUAACUUAUGACACAAUAUCUAGAGUAAUAAAGCGUUACGUAGUGAAUAUGUACAGCAUUAAAUGUUAUAAUGGUAUAUAUGGAUAUGUACCGUAAUAAGUGAUGACACAUUCCGAGAUGAAUAUGGCAGAAGAAUAGUUUAGGAUCUGAUUAACGACUUCUUAUCGGAAAAUUGAAAUUAAUAUUUACUCAUGAUCAAGAUAUGUAUUGAUGUGCAUACAUGGUAUGACUACAUGUAAUUGUCAUACAGAUUCAGAAAGAAUUGUUUACACAAAAAGCUUACUUUAUAUUAACAAAUGGCCAUGAUUAUUGUAUGUUACAAUUCCAUUAAUGACUUAUAAUUAGCUUAUAUCACUUUCAGAAAAUGGUUCUAGGAUGGUCAAGGAAGCGACUUUUAAUGAGUUGAUGUCUAAAUGUAGUCAUAAAUUGAUAAAUAAGAAAAAUGAACCGAACAAAGAAGGCAGUGCCCAUUGCCGAAAUAGAUAAUUAAGUAUACUGAUAUUUUUUGUGGCUUUGUACCUUUCUUCAAAGAUACCCAAACAUCCCAAAUUUAAUGCAAGAAAUAUUAUAUAUAAUUGAAUUAGUGAUCUCCCUCUCUGUGCUUUUACUGAUUGUUUUUUUUUUCUUAUUGCCUUUAGGAUUUAGGAAUAGAUUAAUCGUUAUUAUUAGCAUCGCUAUGUAUAAAGUAACGUAAGUUCAGAUCUCUAAAAUUAAAUUCACUUUGAGAAAGCUAGAUUUUAAUAUCAUAAUUUUGGAGGUGAAUAAGAUCAUGAAAAAGGCUGACUUAUAUACACCGUAUAUUACUUAUGUAAUUAUGAUACCGAAAGAAAAAAGAAACGCAUUUAGAUAUUACAACGGGAAAUAAAAACGAUGCCAUAGAAUGUAAUAAUGGUGCUAUUGAAAGAUAAGGAACAUCUAUAUCGUCUGAAUUUAAUCCAUGUACAUUUUAUACCCUCGUCAUCAGGUCAAUCCGAGGGUACCCCUCACAAAAUGUAAAGUGUUCUGUGUCCAUCAAUAUCGUCAAUAUUUAUUAUGUUGUGAUUCUGUUUGCAAAUAGCUAAUUUAUAUUUCGUACGCUACAACUUCGCCUCAAUCACAUAGGUCCUGGGAAUUGAGAAACAUAUGUACAUGAAUCUAAGUUACUCAAAUACACCCCUGGAAUAAUAUCGAAUAAGAUCAUUUCUGUGUCGUAUUUAAGUAGCUACACAUACACAAUGUACAAAUUAACAUAACAUUGACAACAUCAAAAAAAGAUAAUUCGUGCCAGAGACAAUAUACUCGUUGAGCAUAACUAUGUUAAAGAAAUUCUUUUGACAUUUGCCGCUUUGAUAUAUUUGGCCAAUCCUUUGGUAUUUUGUCCGUUAAAUAAUUGUAUCAAUUUAAACAUACUUGUUUUUUUUUUAAAAAGUAACUUUUCAAAUAUUUCUUACGAAUAUCAUAAUAACAUGGGCAUUUUAGAAUGAAAUGAAAUUCAUCCUCGACAUCAUUUAAAUAACAUACAGUACAAAUUCUUAAGUGUCGCUGGAUAUUUUGAUAACGACCUUUUUCUACAUUUAAAUCAUGCGCUGACAGUCGACACUUUCCCUAAUGGUUUUCUCAAAUAACUCUGAAUACCAAAUUCAUUGUUAAGACAUGUUUAAAAAAAGCUUCGCGGUUUAUUUAGAGUACACUGUGUUUUUUUUAAAUAUUAUUUCUCCAUAACAUAAACAAAUAUUAAAGUUAUUCCUUAAAUACACCUAUUUUAAUGGUGUCUCAUGAUUGUUAUGAUUUUAUCUUAUAUAUAUAUAUAUAUAUAUAUAGUUAUAUAUUGCUUUUUUACAUGAACUAUUUUAGUUGAUACUGUGUUUUGUGUUAAGAGUUCUUUACAUUUAUAAAGAACACAAAACAUGAUAGAAUUUAUGUAUAAUUCGUAGACAUCGUAGAUUUCAGCUUUAAAUAUAGUUUUGUUUACAUGUU
Pecten maximus is the source of this 5760-nucleotide messenger RNA. RefSeq names its product probable cytochrome P450 12d1 proximal, mitochondrial. The coding region runs from base 248 to 1840 and encodes 530 amino acids. Lineage: Eukaryota; Metazoa; Mollusca; Bivalvia; Pectinida; Pectinidae. The record is from RefSeq and is a predicted model, not a curated record. The transcript has 10 exons. Gene Ontology annotation, molecular function: monooxygenase activity; heme binding; iron ion binding.